GUCACUGUCUCGCCAACCACGCUGUGCUGUCCCUAAACCCUCACAUCUACCCAUCUGAGAGUCAGAUCAAGUAAUCCUCUUACAGGUCAAUGAUUUUUGCAGUGUAGCUUCGUUUAAGGGAUUUAAGCUCAAUUCAUUAUGUACUACCAUUGCGUUGAAAUGGAAAGGCUGGCUUAGAAGGGGCUUGGCUGGCACAAAAGCUUCACGUUGUGUGUCCCACCAGCACGGAGAGACAGUGGGAAGGAGGAAAUCUAACAGCAGUGCCAGCCCUGCACUGAAAAUGAAGGCUCUCCUGUUACUGGUUCUACCUUGGCUAAGUCCUGCAAACUACAUAGACAAUGUGGGCAACCUGCACUUCUUGUACUCCGAGCUAUGUAAAGGAGCAUCCCACUACGGCCUUACCAAGGAACGGAAGAGGCGUUCCCAAGACUGCUCUCCAGGCCAUGACUCCAGCUUAGCAGUAGCUGCCCUGGGCCCUGAGCUCUCAGCAGCUGCAGCCAUCGCCUUAAUGACAGAUGAUCCAGGGCUGGUGAACCCAGCCUUCAGUCCCACCUCGGAGGACAACCAGUCAGGCAGCAGCCCUGGAGACUUGCAUCGCAGCAACCGAAACAGAACUCGUCACUUUGAACGCUCCACUAUAAGAAGCAGAUCUUUUAAAAAAAUAAACAAGGCAUUCAGUGUUCUUCGAAGGACAAAAAGUGGAAGCGCCGUUUCCAACCAGACUGACCAGGAAAGGGAGACUGUUGGAAACUCUGCUGCUGGAGAUGAAGGUUUUCCCAGGUUGUAUCAUCUGAUUCCAGAUGGGGAAGUUACCUGCAUUAAGAUCAACCGAACUGAUCCCCAUGAAAACCUGGCCAUUAGGAUUGUGGGAGGCAGUGAAACUCCUUUGGUUCACAUUAUUAUACAGCAUAUUUAUCGAGAUGGGGUAAUUGCCAGAGAUGGAAGAUUGCUGCCUGGAGACAUGAUACUAAAGGUAAAUGGCAUGGACAUAAAAAAUGUGCCUCACAACUAUGCCCUGUCAAUCCUGAAGCAACCCUGCCACGUGCUCCGACUGACAGUGCUCCGAGAGCAGAGGUACCGAUGCCGAAGCAGCGGACUUUCUCUUGAUGCUCACUGCAACAGGGACGACAGCUUCCAUGUUGUGCUGAACAAAAGCAGCCCAGACGAGCAGCUGGGAAUAAAGCUGGUUCGCAAGGCCGAUGAACCGGGGGUUUUUGUUUUCAACCUGCUGCAAGGCGGCGUGGCCGCCCGCGAUGGACAGCUUCAGGAGAACGACCGGGUGCUGGCCAUCAAUGGGCACGAUCACCGGUUCGGCAGCCCAGAGAGCGCAGCCCAGCUGAUACAGGCCAGCGAGAAGCAGGUUCACUUCAUCGUGUCACGGCAGACCAGGCAGCAGACCCCUGACAUCUUGCAGGAGACAGGCUGGAGCUACAGCAGAGGCAGCCCUCAGCCCUGUCCCCCCGAGAGGAACAACCCUGGCAAGAGCACCCUUCACACCGUCACCUGUCACGAAAAGGUGGUGACUGUCUGGAAAGAUCACACAGAAUCACUGGGAAUGACUGUAGCAGGCGGAGCAUCUAACCGGGAAUGGGAUUUGCCUAUCUAUGUGAUAAGUGUCGAACCUGGAGGAGUUAUCAGCAGAGACAGCAGGAUAAAAACAGGUGACAUCCUCCUAAAUGUAAACGGGAUUGACCUGACGGGUGUCAGCCGGAGUGAGGCUGUUGCCCUGCUGAAAAACACCAACUCCUCGGUGGUGCUCAAAGCCCUGGAGAUGAGAGCAUGUGAAGCCCAGGAGGAGCAGGGCUGCCUGCCACCCCCCGAGGCCGUGCAGGACACCACAGAGAGCAGUGAGUGCUCACCUUCCUGGGUUAUGUGGCUGGGGCUGCCACGAUAUUUGUACAGCUGCAAAGAAAUUGUAUUACGCAGAAAUACAGCUGGAAGUCUUGGCUUCAGCAUCGUGGGAGGUUAUGAAGAACAUACUGGGAACAAACCAUUCUUCAUCAAAUCCAUUGUUGGGGGAACACCAGCAUAUCAUGAUGGCAGAAUUAGAUGUGGCGACAUCCUCCUUGCUGUCAAUGGCAGGAACACAUCAGGAAUGAUGCAUGCCUGCUUGGCAAGGAUGCUCAAAGAACUGAAAGGAAAAAUUACUCUCACAAUUGUGUCCUGGCCUGGCACUUUUUUAUAAAACAAGUCUUCACGGAGAGUAUGACAAGUAAUUUAACACAGCAAAAAAAGGAACAUCAGUCUCUGUUUUUUUGGGGAGGAUCAAGUAUGUGUUUAUAAAGAAAAGGUUUGUGAAAUUGCAACCUGCAUGUCAACAAAAGGCAAGUUUAGGCAAAGCAGGAAUACCUGUCAGAAAAAUCACUUCAGUGAUGUAAGCUACAGACUUAAGUCUUCCCCCUUCCCUGUGUUCUUAAGGUUUUUUUUUACGUAUACAGUCAAUUCAUUAUUAUAAUAAUGAAAUCAAAGCAGCAGCAGCUCCUGCUCACUCACUUUUAUUUACAAAAAGAAA
Apus apus (common swift) is the source of this 2512-nucleotide messenger RNA. It is a transcript of the gene LNX1, whose product is annotated as ligand of numb-protein X 1. The transcript is spliced from 10 exons. Gene Ontology annotation, molecular function: protein binding; ubiquitin-protein transferase activity. Lineage: Eukaryota; Metazoa; Chordata; Aves; Apodiformes; Apodidae. Gene Ontology annotation, biological process: ubiquitin-dependent protein catabolic process. Bases 281 to 2185 code for a protein of 634 amino acids. Gene Ontology annotation, cellular component: cytoplasm. The record is from RefSeq and is a predicted model, not a curated record.